ACCAAAACUUGACUAACGUCAGACUUCCUAACAACCUGAUGUCAUUAUAUUUUCUGCUGUAGCUCACAUCACAACCAGUUUCGAUUGAAAAAUAAUAUUAAAAAAAAGUAAAAAUAUUUCCCGAAGGAAAUUCUACGGUAUUGGUAUUCAAGAUGUCGGACUACUCAAAGUUUCUGUCCAACCUGACGGAUCAGCUGGGCCUGCUGCAAGGACUUUCGCCCAAGGGACUGGGCGGACUGGGCAACAAUCUGGGCAACCUGCGCCCCGCCCACAAGGCUCUGAUGUGCGUGGGCGCGGCCACCGUGGCCUGCGUGGUCCUGGGCCUCACCGUCAAGUCCUUGAGGGGGCGUGGCCGCAAGGACGACAAGCGGAGGAUCAUCAAGAUGCGCAACGGAGUGCCGAUCCAGCGUGACCUCGAGGGAUCCGUCAAGGACGAGGGGUCCGUUGGCGAGGGGAACGUCGGUGGUGUGGUGCACCAUGUGGACUAAGGGUCCCCAAUUAUGGAGAACACGUGCCACGAAAAAUCCCCAGCACCAUCACCACCACCAUCACCACCAGCACCACCACCAGCACCACCACCAGCACCACCACAUGUGCCAUAUUUAACCCUGUGUUCUGCGUUCCUGAGUUCUAUGUAUAUUUUGUAAUUUUCUACCGUUUUCAAGAGCGGUUACACACAGAACAUCUGUUCAAAAUUUUAUAAAUGCCCUUUCACCUGCCACCAUUUUGGAAACCUAACCAGCCACAAAUUUAUUCUUGGUCAUAAACUCUUGAAGUCAUCAGCA
Messenger RNA from Drosophila biarmipes, 785 nucleotides. RefSeq lists its product as uncharacterized. The coding region runs from base 153 to 488 and encodes 111 amino acids. The record is from RefSeq and is a predicted model, not a curated record. Lineage: Eukaryota; Metazoa; Arthropoda; Insecta; Diptera; Drosophilidae. The transcript is spliced from 2 exons.